Ailuropoda melanoleuca (giant panda) is the source of this 384-nucleotide messenger RNA. It is a transcript of the gene IQCF6, whose product is annotated as IQ motif containing F6. Bases 1 to 384 code for a protein of 127 amino acids. The record is from RefSeq and is a predicted model, not a curated record. NCBI's taxonomy places the organism in Eukaryota, Metazoa, Chordata, Mammalia, Carnivora, Ursidae. The transcript has 2 exons. Gene Ontology annotation, molecular function: calmodulin binding.
AUGGACACGCAAAAUUCAGAGAAGGCAGCCAUAAAGAUUCAGUCAUGGUGGCGUGGCAACGUGGUCCGCCGGACGCUACUGCACGCGGCACUCAGGGCCUGGGUCAUCCAGUGCUGGUGGAGGUCGAUGCAGGCCAAGAUGCUGGAGCAGAGACGGCGCCUGGCCCUGAGACUCUACACCUGCCAGGAGUGGGCAGUGGUAAAGGUGCAGGCCCAGGUUCGAAUGUGGCAGGCCCGCAGACGGUUUCUCCAGGCUCGCCAGGCGGCCUGCAUCAUCCAGUCUCACUGGCGCUGGCAUACCAGCCAAACCCGGGGCCUGAUCCGGGGCCGCUAUGAGGUCAAAGCCAGCCGGCUGGAGCUUGACAUCGAAAUCCUCUUGACCUAG